AUGGCCACAGAGAGUGAAUUUGUAACUGUGAAGGCAUUCUUGCCCACAGUCCCACUUCCCGCAAAUAGCGAGCGGCCAGAAAUCACAACGGACCGCUUACUCCUCCGCGUCCCCCAAUCAACCGACUUGGAAGCGUUACAUGUCCUACGCACACAAGAAGAAGUCAUGAAAUGGACUAAGGCUGGGUGCAUCGACGAAAGUAUUGAGAAGACCAAGUCCAAACUGGAUCCUUUCCUACCUCCAAACGAUCUUAUCACGGCCAACUAUGUCAUCUGCCUGAAAGAAACGGGCGAACUUAUCGGUAUCGGCGGGUGCCAUAUUUAUCCGGGAACUCAUGGAUGGCCUGAAGUUGGAUACAUGCUUCGGACGGACGCUUGGGGGAAAGGCAUUGCGACGGAGUUUUUGAGUGCCUGGCUACGAUUUUGGUCAGAAUUACCUCGGACAGAGCGGGAGGUCAGAGUUGAGAAAGAAAUGGUCAUUGGAGAAGGUGUAGUGGAUGAGCACCUUAUUGCUAUCACGGAGGCAAGCAAUAGUGGAAGUCAGAGGGUGCUGUUGAAAUGCGGGUUUGAGCGAUUCCGCGAGUUUGUCGAGGUGGAUGGUACCGAGAUCGUGAAUCUUGUUGCUUUCCGUUUCGUUCCAAAGAAAUAG
Messenger RNA from Penicillium hordei, 648 nucleotides. RefSeq names its product GNAT family N-acetyltransferase. Bases 1 to 648 code for a protein of 215 amino acids. The record is from RefSeq and is a predicted model, not a curated record. Gene Ontology annotation, molecular function: acyltransferase activity, transferring groups other than amino-acyl groups. The transcript has a single exon. NCBI's taxonomy places the organism in Eukaryota, Fungi, Ascomycota, Eurotiomycetes, Eurotiales, Aspergillaceae.